ACGUUUUGGAAUAAAAUGCAGUUAUUUAUCUCACUGACUGAUAACGAAGAAGUAGUACACGAUGAGUUUCCAUUGGUUCUGGACGAGCAGUCUUUAUUGUCUGAGCUUGAAGAACAGGUAGCAUCGAUAUUAUAUAUCAAAAGUGAAAACCUCGAUUUGUUUUUCGCGGAUGGUCGCAGGAUUUUCGACUUUGAUGCAAAUAGCCAGCUUGCCCAAAUCGGAUUGCACCACCUGGAUAAAGUUAUUGCUAAACAUUCAAAACUUUCGAUAUGGACAGCUCUGUUGAAUUGUGAAGAAGCCUUCGGACGAUCACACGGAGAUGAACUUAGGAAAUCGAUACAUCUGGAUGCUAAAGGGCUGAUCGAUGUCCUGGUGCGAUCACUUUUCUUCGUGGCCUAUCCUAGUCUGGGAACGAGAAGGUUUGCUAUAGAAAAAAAGUUCUAUACAUACUUUAAUCGCGGUGUUCAAGAAAUCAGGAGUUCUUGUAGAUCUCACUUCACCAAAGUCUAUGGCGAGAAAUGUAAUGUGACUUUCGGUUCUCGUGAAGAUGGUUCUCGCGCCGGCUGUCUUUGUCUUGUUGACGACGGAGCAACCAUUUGUCGAUUCUUUGUGAAAACUCAUCACGGUGCGGGAGACAGAUCAUCUUAUACUCGUCUUGACAUUGACAUCAAAGAGUUGUUCAUAUAUACUUUUCUAGAGGCUCUGAGAAUGGGGGCUGAGAUCCAGUUUAUUAACAACGAAUCAUUCUCAAAAAGGAUAAUUUACAUAGCAAGUAGAGAGAUACCAAGUUUCCAAACUCUCAAAUUCCUGGAACUGACUGAGCCGGAAGCUCUUCAACGAUAUUCAAAAUCUGUCGUGGAAAUGUUAUCCGUUUAUUCUAUUCUCAUGCUGGCUGACCAUCACACGGCAAACAUGGGAUUCAACAGUGCGCUGAAUCCGUUUAUUCUGGACUUCAUCAUAACUGGAAAGCGAUUAAAUGAUGUAAGAGAUAUUCACGAUGGCGUGAGAAUGUCGAAACAAAUCAAUGCAAUUCUUGGUACUCUCGACGAAAGGAUCAAAAUAUCAAAAGAAUUUUUAAUUAGAUCCAACUUCUCGUCUGUUUUCGAAAGAUCGAUUGUCUUCUUCCUCGAUCACCAUAAGCCUAAAUUUGACAAGACUAAACUGGUUUUUGAUAGAAUUAAUAAGACAGAUGACUUACUCCAAUACUUCGACGAUGUUCGGAAAAACAUUAGUUUAUUCGUUGAUGAAUAA
Auanema sp. JU1783 is the source of this 1251-nucleotide messenger RNA. The record is from the annotation of a GenBank genome assembly. NCBI's taxonomy places the organism in Eukaryota, Metazoa, Nematoda, Chromadorea, Rhabditida, Rhabditidae.